Messenger RNA from Magnolia sinica, 555 nucleotides. Its product is annotated as protein EXPORTIN 1A-like. The transcript is spliced from 4 exons. Gene Ontology annotation, molecular function: nuclear export signal receptor activity. Bases 76 to 555 code for a protein of 159 amino acids. NCBI's taxonomy places the organism in Eukaryota, Viridiplantae, Streptophyta, Magnoliopsida, Magnoliales, Magnoliaceae. Gene Ontology annotation, biological process: ribosomal small subunit export from nucleus; protein export from nucleus; ribosomal large subunit export from nucleus. The record is from RefSeq and is a predicted model, not a curated record. Gene Ontology annotation, cellular component: cytoplasm; nucleus.
UUCUUAAAAAUCCAUCUGCUUAAACAUUUUUCUUUUCAAUUUUUUCCACUAACAUCGUUAGUACCAUGCUUCCUAAUGGCUAGCUGCUUAUCGCUUUUUAUUGUGCUGCAGAAAUGGAUUGAAAUUAUUGGACAGGCACGCCAAAAUGUUGAUUUUCUAACAAAUCCAGAUGUGAUCAAAACCGUGCUCAACAUAUUGCAGACUAACACCAGCGUAGCCAGUGCGCUUGGAACGUACUUCUUAUCACAAAUAUCAUUGAUCUUUCUGGACAUGCUUAAUGUGUACAGAAUGUACAGCGAGCUUAUAUCAAAGAAAUUAGCAGAAGGAGGGCCCUUUGGCUCUAAAACAUCAUAUGUAAAACUUCUGCGAUCGGUUAAGCGGGAGACUCUCAAGCUAAUUGAAACAUUUGUGGACAAGGCUGAAGAUCAACCGCAAAUUGGAAAACAGUUUGUGCCACCAAUGAUGGACCCUGUUCUCGGGGACUAUGCUAGAAAUUUACCUGAUGCCAGGGAGUCUGAAGUUUUGUCACUCUUUGCCACAAUUAUAAACAAGUAA